AACGGGAGUUGUGUUCGGAGUUGAUUAGCCUUGCCUGGAUUUACCUUGUUUUGUGAAAUGAUUUGACAGGGAGCAUCCGCGUCUCUGACGGCAAACGGUGUGUGGUGCAGUCCUGCUCAGCCAUGGACACCUGUGCGCGCAUUCGAGGAGUCCCAUUAAAGACCCGUGCGGCCAUUAGGAAGGAGGCCAUCCGAGAUGGGUCCGUCCCUCUGCUGAAGAGCCUGCUGAAAAGUCGGAAGGAGCUUAGCGGUGUCAGUGUGGGCCUGCACUCUGGAGAUCUGCCGUGGUUGACUGAGAUCCAUUUUGUAGGUUUACCUAGUCAUUCUGACGUAGAGGACUUGCUGUCCCAGGCUCUGCCGGCUGUCCCUGUUGACGUUUUGGAGUUGCUUAGAUCACUACGUACCCAGAGUCUGAAGGAUGAAGAGGUGUUGCUCCUCGAAGAUACUAGGAAACUUCUGGAAAAUAAGGGCAGUGUUUCUCAGGCUACAUGUUCAAAGGCCAUCUGCGUGUUUCGGCACUGCCGGAAUCCGCAGAGCAUUGUGGGAACCAUGUCAACCCUGCUGACGCGGUACAUGGCGGGGAUGAAGUAUGCGCUCGAACUGCAGUGUCUGCAGAAGGGAGUGUCUGACGGCUGUCCACUCGAGGACGAUGACACUAACCAGUCCGUCUCCUCCAUCGAAGAUGACUUUGUCACCGCGUUCGAGCACCUGGAGGAAGAAGAGGUGGCUGACAACUUGUCUUUUCAUAACCAACGGAACCAGCGUGAUGUGGGCUCGCAGACGGUCCCGUCCCACUCUAAGGACUUGUCAGGCUCCCGCUUGAUUAUUAGCUCGUUUUCCAAGAAGCCUUCGGUAAAGAAAUCCUCUUUCCCUGAAACUCUGUCAAGUUCUGGACCGGCAUGGAACCCAGGGGAAGGGAGCCAAUGGGAUUUCUACACACCCGGUUGUCUGACAAAAGCAUCCGUUACUGCUGCAUCUGCCACAGAGUCAGAUGAGUCUGACUGCUCAAGCCCAAGUCCGAUAAUCUUCUUGGAUGAAGUUAGCUACCAGAAAAGUUUAAAAGCAAAGCUUGACAUUCCUAAAAUCCCUGUUUUCAAAGAUGGGGUUGAAGACUCUGAUUCAGAAGUGAGUGAGUUUUUUGAUAGUUUUGACCAAUUUGAUGAUCUGGACCAAGCUCUUGAGAGCAGCUCCAAGUUCCUCAAGGAGCCAGCAGCUGCCAGCCAAACACAGAGAAACAUAUACGCAGAGGACUCCAAAUGUAUGUCUCGAGGCUUCUCUUCAAAAGCAAUGAACCCCCAUCGAUUUGACCACCCAACUCUUCCUGCCAACAUAAAGAAACCUACUCCACUCAAGCCAGGAUCACUUUGUGGUUCCCACUCAGAUAUUCCUGAUUCUCCACGACCAGUGAGGACUAUAACUGAUGAAACUGGGGUGCUCUUCAGUCCAGUUCGAUCUUCAGCAUUUAGUCCUCUGGGAGAAGGCAGCACCUUAGAGUAUUUUUGGAAGCCAGAUGGAGAUGGAGAAUUGCGCAAACCUCAGGAUCUCUGCACUCUCUAUAAAACAUACUCAGAUUUUGCCAAUAAUAUGUCAACGGAAAUUCUCAGAUCGGUUUGUGGAUAUUCGACUCCUGUUGAUAUGAACGUCAACAAGAACUUGAGCUGUGUAUGCCAUAAAGAAUUCAAAAACAGCAGCGGACACCUCAUGAAAUUGUCUGAUAUUCAGGAGACAGUCACCAUAUCAAAAUCUCAGAAAUCACAAACACUGAAGGAAGGCAUACAGAAAUUUGCUACCGAUCUUGUCGAAAUGAGCCUUGGGAGUGCCUUCAGAGAUCUGCAGAAAGGGGUAUCUUCUUGUACAACUACACUUUGUCAUUUAGCUGCAAGAUUGACUUCUUCAGUGUUUCAAAUGGCUUUUCAUGAGAUAGGUAUGAGGCAUGCAUUUGUUUUAAAAGAACGUGCUAUUAAUGGUUUAGCAAGCUUCCUAGUCAAGGAAGCAGUAUCAGGUGCUCUCAAGGAGUUUCACUUUGUAAAAAAGCAGAUUUUCAACAACACAGUUGCCAGGUUUGCUGCAGAACUGGCAGAGGAAUUGGUGUUUGAAGGUAUAAUGGAAGUCUGUCAGUUUUCACAUCCUUCUACACCUUUGACACCAAGUGAUUGGUCCUUCGAACAGGAGGAGGAAGUAGUUUCUUCUUAUGCCUCAGACCUCUCUGAGUCUGUGCUCCAGGAAGCAUUCAUAGAGUUAUCUCAGGCUGACGUGACCUUCACUACCCAGGCAGCCAUAAGUGUCUCGCUUGACAAUAUCCGUUAUGUCAGCUCAGAUGAUGCUGCAGAAACCACAAAGACCUGUAAUGCUACCUCUCAUUAUCUAGGAUCGACAACUGAGGUACUAGAAUCAACAGAAAAUGACUGCACUGUGAGAAGAGCUUUAUUCUGCAUGUCUGGGAUUGCCAGUUGUGUUCCAGUGCCUGUGGCUGGGAAAGCAAUCUCCCAAUUUCAGGGCCCAGUAGAUACUUGUCAGUACAAGUCCAGUAUUUGCCAAACAUCACAAACUAGUCCUAAAAAAAGCAGUUGUUUGGAAGGAAGACUGGUGACAUCUGUCUCUGAGAUAUCCACAGCAACUCAAACUGACUUAGUUCCCGUUGCCUCUCAAAGUGUUUACAAUGAGACAGGCACCACUGAACCAGUGGUGAGUAUAGGCUCCCAUGAAACUGUCUCUGGAAACCAGAUUUCUAAUAAGUCUAAUUUGCAGAACUAUUCUGGAAACAUGGCUGAUAUGAUUGUGAGUGAAGCUUAUGAACUCAUGACUGCUUCCAAAGUGAAGAAAUCAGAGAACGGUGCUGACAAAACCAUUGGAAACCAGAUACCUUCUUCAUAUCAGUUGAUGCCUCAAAAUUUGGUCAAUGAAAAUGUUACCAGUUCCACCACAAAGCAUCCAGCCAUCAAAGGAACUUCACAUUUUUCCAUACCCACCGAGGCUGAUUUUUUUCUGAUGAACAAAAAAGACAGGACAGAUCAGCAUGGAAUGCACUUAAGACUGCAGGACUCCAUGAGCCAUUGCUUUGGAUUUUAUGAUAAAUAUAACAAGCCUAAAAGCACAGGUUGUCAAAAAAGGGUAGAUGGUUUUGAUCACCCACCUCCAUCAUCCCUGAUACCGAAUUCUGGGUCCAGAGGAAUGUGUAGAGACACUUAUGGAUCAGACCUUAGGAACAUAGGUCAGGUCACCGAGACAGCUUCUGAAAUGCGAUCCUCAUUGAUGAAGGAUACUUUAGAGGUGCCAAGUUUUGAGGCACCUAAUCGAAGUGGCAAGAAGAUGUCAGCCGAAGAGAUUCCAUGUACAUCUGGGAGGAAAACGCAUGGAGUGCCAGGCACUCCACCAUCAACUCCACAGCUGCCCCUUCCAGGCUCACGGGAGAAACAUUUCAAACAGUUUUCCAAAAAAUUAAAAGGCAAGCUUGCCAAGGAAUUUUCUCCUGCCACACCUCCAUCCACCCCACAUUAUCAGCCUGCCCUAGGCCUCGUUGAAGCUAACACUGAUUCUGAGAAAGCCGACUUCUUGCUGAAGCUUAUGAGGUCUCUUUCCGAAGAGGCUGAGAAUAAUGAAGAUAGAGAGGAUCGGCAGUAUGAUAUUUCCCGUAUAGGAACACAGGCUGGAGCUCAGGCAGAUCAAUAUGUACCAGUAGAAACUGACAAUAAAGUGGUAGAAAAGGGAGCUUUUCAUUAUGCAGAGCGUUUAGCAUGUCACAUUGUUUCUAUGGCUACUGAGAUGGACACUCUGGCACUGCCACAUGGCUGGAAGUCUGAAGAUAAGCCAUGCACAGAGAACCAUACCUUACAUAGUGCCAAGUUCUCAGAGCAGACUCUCAGUUCUUUAUGGACUUAUGCUGGGGAAAUUGCAGGAGAGGUCAUCAGUGACGUCAAGAAGAUGAUUAGUUCUAGUCAGUAUAGACGUAAAACCAUCAUGAGUAACAAGGAUGUGGUUGCUGACAGUCGGCAGAAUCAACCCCUUAGUUGCAAAAGUAACAGAUUUGGGAGUCUAGCCAACCAUUUUCAAAGUGAUUCCAUGGUCCAAGGUCCUAACUUUCAAGUUAGUGGGUCAAGUGGGCUAUCGUCUAAGUGUCCUAGCUGUGAGAGUGUAACUGAUGAAUACAGUGGGUACAUCAUCAAAGUUUUAAAAAAAGAAGGCGGCAGCAGGGAGCUUAUUUUAGAUCAGUAUGCCAGCCGCCUUGCUUACCGCUCCAUUAAGUCAGGUCUAGCACAUGCAGCCAAGAAGAUCAAGCAAAGGUCGAACCUGAAGCUUCACCCUAGCAGGAGGCCACAUUGUGAUGGAACCCAUGAAGUCUGGAGGGGUUUAAUGUCAGAGGCGUCUUCUGUGGAUGAUAACAGGAAAGCAUCGUCCUCUGAUGAGGCUGCCCGAUGUACUUGUCAGAACCCAGAAGACUUGAACAGGAAAGAGUACCUGGAACUUGUAAACUUUGCGGAGUCUUUGGCAUAUGACAUCACAUGUGAUGUCACAAGAAAGCUCCGAAUGUCAUCGGUUCGACUACCGAAAUCUCUGACCGAUUCCUGUCUAUACAAAAAGUCCAAACUGGAUGAUGUGACAGACAGCCCUAUGAAGACUCAUUUUUCAUGUUCCUUACUGCCUUUUAAAGAGAAGACCAAACAAUAUCAUAGCACUGGCAGCUUAAAUGACCGGAACUACAGUGACAGUGUCAUGCAAGUAAUAGAACACUAUGCUAGGAAAAUAGUUGAUGACACCUUGGAGAUUACACUAGCAUCAGCUAUGCCACAGGAUUCUGAAGACAGAGGACUACUGGACCAAAAUUCAUAUGCAGAGAAGCUGACAAAAACAGCACUGAGCUCUGCACUGGCUGACCAGGCAUGUCGGUACUGCGCUGUCAGGAAGCGUUCGUUGUGUAGAAAUGCUAGCAGACAACAUUUCCAGGACAGCCUCAGCAGACAGAGGCAGGAUUUUGAGGCUGUGGCAGGCACCGGCUACAAAGGGCCUCGGGUGUGUGGCCUUGAAAUUCCAAAAAUUCACAUUGACUUGGAGAAGAGGGCUGCGUAUGCAGAGGAGGUGGUGUCAUCAGCUAUUGAGAAAGCCAAGAGGGAACUGAGCAGCGCUAGCCUGAACGCAGAUAGCGGGAUUGGGCACGAUGGCGCAAGCUUUGCGGAGAGCCUCACCACAGAGAUCAUGACCUCAGCAAUUUCCAACGUCUGCCAAACCAUAAACCUUAGUAGCCCAGGGAAAGAGGGGAUGCACACUUUGGAGUCUGCUGCUAGCCAACAGCUUUGUCUAAGCGUGGGUGAUGACAGUAUUGGCAGCUGGUCCAACCUCAGCUUCGAGGAGGAGCAUCCGGAUGAGAGCAGCAGCUUCCUGCACCUGAGUGACAGUAAUGGGAACAGCAGUAGCUGGAGCAGUCUUGGGUUGGAAGGAGAGAUUUAUGAGGAACAUCUGUCCUUCUCCCCCUCAGACAGUGACAGCACAGAGGAUAAGGAAACUGAAGCGAAGGCGGAAUUGGAUGGGGGACCGCAUGCCGAGAGGGGCCUGCUAGUGGUCAACGUGGAUGUAGGUGAGCCAGUCCUGGACUCGCAAGUCAGGGCUAUGCUACAGUGGAUUGCCGCCUCCCAAACUGGCCUACCAGCUGUGCAACUGGAGUUGCAGCAGCUUCCUGCCGUGCUCCAGAGGGUCCUGGAGAGGGAGUGGAAGGUCGGGGAGCUCCUGCAGGUGCUCAUCAGGUACUGUGAUGAGCUGGCGUCCGAGGCAGAUACAGAGUCCAGCGGGGAGAGCUGUGAGAGCAAGCCAUUCUUCCAAUGGCUGAUGGAGAAUGCCUAGGUCUGCACCCUGCCCCCCCCCCCCCAAGACAGCCAUCGCUGCUGGAGUCCCCAGGAUCAUGAAAUCUAACCGGCAUACGCAGUGAAGUGCAGUGUACUUGCCAAAAGUAGAUGCCUAGUCAGUGGAAUGUGUCUGUUGUCUCGUGUGCUGCUUUUGCCCCAGAUGUAUCUAUCAACACUGGGGAGCGGGGGAGGGGACACGACAUUCACCCCUGGCGGUGUGUGAACAUGCACGCAUGGGUGCAUCUCGUAUGCCAUGGCUGACAGCGCUUUUCCUAGCUCCUCACCUCACGAUCGUUCGCCGUGUGUUUUUCUCGAUGUUCCCGUGCAUAUGCCCAUAGAUAUGCAGCCGUUCGUGGCCAUCUCUGCAUUACGUGACGUGGUCGCACCCAUUCCUCGUGUUAAGAAGAUUAGGAAUAGUCUGUCCCAGUAAUAAAGAAGAAAGUGUUCUGUAUUUAUCAAGGAAUCCCAGAGCUUCAGGGAAGACCGUGCCAGUGUAAUUUCUCUUAUAAUGUCUGAGGUCGUUUCUACUUGACAGCCCAAGAAAAAGCUAUAGCUUGUAUUAAUAGAUUAGCUGCAGUAAUUUUAAUAUUAUAAAGAAAGUGACCCACAUAAUAUUAUUCUUGUAGCUAAAUGCCGGAUGUUUGUUUUUCCUUAUA
Molecule: messenger RNA, 6489 nt
Organism: Brienomyrus brachyistius
Lineage: Eukaryota; Metazoa; Chordata; Actinopteri; Osteoglossiformes; Mormyridae
Gene: akap11
Product: A kinase (PRKA) anchor protein 11
Exons: 12
Coding region: 123-5831 (1902 amino acids)
Biological process (GO): intracellular protein localization
Cellular component (GO): cytoplasm
Molecular function (GO): protein kinase A binding
Source: RefSeq, a predicted model, not a curated record